AUGGUUGGAGUACCGUUCUGUCGAUGUCGAGUGCUGUACAUUGGGAGUGCAGUACCAACGAUCACAAAAGAUGGUUUACAAGGUAUUCAGCAACCGUUGAGGGAGCGUUAUCCCAUCGAAGAAACCGCAGAUACCAAGGGAAUUGAUUCUUGGUUAUCAGUGUGGUCGAAUGGUAUUUUAUUGGAGUAUAUCGAUGGUGAUAAGAAGACUGAAACAGCGUUUCAUCCGAUUAAUUCACUGCAUUAUUGUGCAGCCGUGCGAUAUGUGAACGUUUCGGGUUAUGCGGUUGAAGGUGGCGGUGAACGCUUUCUACCGCUUGAUUCACCGUUUGCGAACAACGACGAUACCAGACAUCCACCAAUUUUUGCAGCAAUUUUCAGACGAACCACUGGUGUUAAGGUACUUGAAUGUCAUGCAUUCAUCUGUACAAAUACGAAGGCAGCCAAUGCCCUGGUCAGGUGUUGUUUUCAUGCGUAUGCUGAAUCGAUGUAUGUGAAGCUCGAAGAACGCAUUCCUGGACUCAAAGCUAUCAAAGAGGCUAGUCGUAGUGAAAGUCCACACAGUAUGUACGGUGGUUUUCCACCGCCCUUCAGAGGUGGCCCAUUCCCGCCUCCACCGCCUCAUAUGUUGCCCCCACAUCCAAUGAUGCGACCGCCGUUCUUUGCUGGGCCUCAUCCACCCCCUCCGAUGCCACCGCCUAUGCAUAUGAUGCCUUUAGGUAUGCCUCCUCCACCGAGAUUUCCGCCCGGGAUGUUACCACCACCGGGUGUCGGCAUGAUGCAUCCACGUUUCGGACAUCCACCAUUCGGGCAUGCUUUCCCACCCGCUAUGGGACGACCGCGAACACCGACCGACGGUCCGAUAAUCACCGGACCGGAGUCAGUCUAUGGCACUCUACCGCGGAGACCGGCCGCAUUCGAAGAACCCAUCUAUAUGCCUGGUAAUACGAUGAGUAUGCCACCACAAGCCAGCUACCAACCGUCCAGUUAUCCGACUGACCAUUACGAUGCUUAUUACGAUACGUUCAAAACGCAACGCUCUCCGCAGCAAGCCACCAAAGAUAAGGUUCGUACUUAG
Anisakis simplex (herring worm) is the source of this 1077-nucleotide messenger RNA. The record is from the annotation of a GenBank genome assembly. Lineage: Eukaryota; Metazoa; Nematoda; Chromadorea; Rhabditida; Anisakidae.